ACUAAUCAGAAAAAGGAGUGGAAAAAAAAAAGAAGCAAAACACAGAGAAAAUGGCAGGAUUGUUUGAUAAACAAGCCGAUCUAUACCUUGACGCCAGACCUAAUUACCCCUCAGAGUGGUUCUCGAAGCUCGCUGAUCUCACCGAUCACCACGGUUUAGCCUGGGAUGCUGCCACCGGAAACGGCCAAGCAGCUCUCGCCGUUGCAGAGCACUACGAGAGAGUCAUAGCAACGGACGUGAGCGAAUCGCAGCUGAAGCUAGCAACGCCACAUCCGAGGAUCAGUUAUCGCCAUACACCGUCGUCAAUGACCGACGACGAGCUAGUGGAAUUAAUCGGAGGAGAGAACUCAGUGGAUCUGAUCACUGUCGCUCAAGGCGUACACUGGUUCGAUCUCCCUAGGUUCUACGCAGUCGCCACGCGUCUCCUCCGUAAACCCGGCGGAAUCAUCGCCGUCUGGGGAUACAACGACGUCAUAGUGAGUCCAGAGUUCGACGCCGUCCAGUAUCGGUUCCACGCCACAACGUUGCCGUUUUGGAAAUAUCCGCACAUUCAACACAUCUUCGAUUCGUACGAAGCAUUGCCGUUUCCUUUCGAGAGUGUUGGGAUGGGAUCAGAAGGGAAGCCAUUGAAGCUGGAGAUGCCUAAAACGACGUCGUUUGAAGGGAUCAUAAGGAUGUUCAAGUCAUGGUCGGCUAUCGUCACGGCGAGAGAGAAAGGCGUCGAGUUGUUACCGGAGAGUUUGGUGAGAGAGCUUGAGACCGCUUGGGGAGGAUCUGAUCUGGUUCGUUCCGUCGUUUACAAAGCUUUUAUGAUCGCAGGAAAAGUUAGAGUUUGAUCAUCAAACCAUAACUGUUGUUCUCAUUUGAAGUUAUUUAUAAUUAUUUGAAAAAUUGGUCACAUUGCAAAAUUUCUCAGAAAGUGUUGUUAUUUGACAAAUCAAACAAAAUACAAUCUAUUAAACGUU
Messenger RNA from Arabidopsis arenosa, 965 nucleotides. NCBI's taxonomy places the organism in Eukaryota, Viridiplantae, Streptophyta, Magnoliopsida, Brassicales, Brassicaceae. The record is from the annotation of a GenBank genome assembly.